CGUCCAGCAGCUGAUCGGUAAUCCAGAAGAAGUUUCCCCUCAGUUAGGGGGGAGCUCCGCUCUGAAGGAGGAGACUCCACAACCACCCUGCAUUAAAAAAGAAGAGGAGGAACUCUGCAUCACUCAGGAGGGAGAGUGUCUUCUAGGACGAGAGGAAGCUGAUUACACCAAGUUUCCACUGAGUAUUCUCUCUGUGAAGACUAAAGAUGAUGAAGAGAAACCACAAGUAGACAACCUCUUAGCUCCACUAUCAGAUAGUGAGGCUGAAGACGAGGUUGAAGUAACUUUGAGCAGCGACACAGACUGUGAAGGUGAUAUGAGGACUCACACUGACAACAAACACUCUGAAUGCUCUACAAAGAAGAAAAGUAAAAAUGGUUUCAGCUGCUCAGUUUGUGCUAAAAGUUUUCCUAAAAACAGCCAAUUAACUUAUCACAUGAGAACACACACAGGAGAAACACCAUUUACUUGUCCAUUUUGCUGUAACAGCUUUUCUCAAAAGAGCAGUUGGACCCGUCACAUGAAACUGCACACAGGAGAAAAACCAUUUAAUUGUUCUGUUUGCGGUAAAAGCUUUUCUCAAAAGAGCAAUUGGGCGUCUCACAACAGAACGCACACAGGAGAAAAACCGUAUAAUUGUUCAGUUUGUGGUAAAGGUGUUGCCAGAAAGAACCAUUUGACUGAACACAUGAGAAUGCACACAGGAGAAAAACCAUAUAACUGUUCAGUAUGCGGUAAAAGGUUUUCGCUACAGGGCAGUUUGACGCAACACAUGCGAACACACACAGGAGAAAAAAAAUUUACUUGUUCAGUUUGUGGUAAAAGCUGUUCUCAAAGCACCCAUUUGACUGGACACAUGAGAAUACACACAGGAGAAAAACCCUUUAAUUGUUCAGUUUGCUGUAAAAGUUUUUCUCAUAGCAGUGGUUUGAGUCAACACAUGAGAAGGCACACUGGGCAAAAAACUUUUAACUGUUCAGUUUGUCAUGAAAGCUUUUCUCUCAAGGGCAAAUACUCACAACACAUGAAAACACACGCUGGAGAAAAAAUAUACAGCUGUUCAGUUUGAAUAAAGAUGAAGUUAAAAGAAA
Messenger RNA from Nerophis lumbriciformis (worm pipefish), 1091 nucleotides. RefSeq lists its product as uncharacterized. Gene Ontology annotation, molecular function: DNA-binding transcription factor activity, RNA polymerase II-specific; RNA polymerase II cis-regulatory region sequence-specific DNA binding. Lineage: Eukaryota; Metazoa; Chordata; Actinopteri; Syngnathiformes; Syngnathidae. The record is from RefSeq and is a predicted model, not a curated record. Gene Ontology annotation, biological process: regulation of transcription by RNA polymerase II.